Messenger RNA from Striga hermonthica, 720 nucleotides. NCBI's taxonomy places the organism in Eukaryota, Viridiplantae, Streptophyta, Magnoliopsida, Lamiales, Orobanchaceae. The record is from the annotation of a GenBank genome assembly.
AUGGAUGAAAAAGUAGUGAAAUCGAGAUUCAAGAAGGUUUGUGUGUUCUGUGGGAGCAGUGCUGGAAAAAGGGAGUGCUACAGAGAAGCAGCUCUCGAGCUAGGGCAUCAACUGGUGGAGAAAAGUUUGGAUCUUGUUUACGGUGGUGGAAGUAUUGGGCUGAUGGGCCUCGUCGCAAAAGCUGUUCAUGCCGGCGGCGGACAUGUUCUUGGGAUCAUACCUAAACCUUUGGUUGGCAAAGAGAAAACUGGUGAAACUGUUGGGGAGGUGAGAAUGGUGGCUAAUAUGCACCAGAGGAAGGCUGAGAUGGCCCUACAUUCUGAUUGCUUCAUUGCUUUGCCUGGAGGUUAUGGGACUUUGGAGGAGCUGUUAGAGGUUAUAACCUGGGCUCAACUAGGCAUCCAUGACAAGCCUGUGGGUUUACUGAAUGUUGAUGGCUACUACAACUUCUUCCUAACUUUUAUCGACAAAGCAGUCGAUGAUGGCUUCAUAAAGCCUUCGGAGCGUCACAUCUUUGUUUCUGCCCCUAAUCCCAAAGAGCUUGUCCAAAAGCUUGAGGAUUAUGUGCCCGUGCAAGAUGAAGUGGCUGCCAAGUUAAAUUGGGACUCAGAAAUUAUAGAACCACAGCCCGAUUCUUCGUCUACAACAACACCAGCAACCAAACAAGACCCAUUCGCUCCCUUUCGGCCACCCGCCGCCGAACAAAUUGCUCUAAUAUGA